AUGGAUACCAAUCUUGACGUCUCCAAUUGUCUGCUUGACGAGUGCUCAAGCGCCGGCUCUCAUCGAAAACUGUCGGCGUUAUCAGCAACAUCGAGCCUUCACGCGCCAUCGGAAUCAUCGAUGAGUCGCAAAAAGAGCAUUCGGGAACGGAUGGCCGAUUUGGAAAAUCGCCGCAAUCCGAAAAAGCCGACACCACCGAGUAUUUUUGAAGCGGCGCAAUUGAUUGGAAAAUUUUCUGGUCAAAGAAUUGAUCUGCUCUCAGCUAGAAAUUCGGUUGUUUCUCAUUCUUCCAACGGUUCCGUCAAAGUUGAAACCAGAUUGGCUGGAAAUGAUUCUCGAAUGAGUAGUUUUCAACAAGAAGGUGCUAUGCUUCCCUCAUCAAGUUCUAAAGACGAUGAUCUGUUAUCAACGUCUUCGGAUGAGGUUGAAAAUAUGGCCACUAGAACUUUACAGCAUAUGGAAGAGAGCGCUUCAAUCAUAACGGCAAAUAGCGAGGACUCUGUGAAAAAACCAGAAAAUCCUGAUGUCGAGAAAGGCUCAACAGAGGAAGAUGCCGAAAAGGGUAGGUAA
Caenorhabditis bovis is the source of this 570-nucleotide messenger RNA. NCBI's taxonomy places the organism in Eukaryota, Metazoa, Nematoda, Chromadorea, Rhabditida, Rhabditidae. The record is from the annotation of a GenBank genome assembly.